UUUCAUGCGCCCCUGUCCUUCUUUGUCGACUUCCCGGCAGGGGCGACAGCUCAACUUUUCCAAGACGUCCCAUUCCUGAGCAAACCUGCCGGGGAAGUGGGGGAAGAUUUUCCCCCCUCGGAUUCCUGGCACACACAUACACACACACCAGUGCGCAGAGGGCUCUUGCAUUGCGCUGCCUUUGCGCCAUCGCCUCGGGCUCUGCUGCGCCCAGCUGGUGUGAGCCGGGCUCCUCCCUCUUGGCUUGUCAGAGAGGCGAGGGGGAAAAGCGGCUGGAAGAGGAAACAAUUGCUAUCGGGGAGAGAAACGCUCAGUCCCAAACUGGGCGCAUGGCUGGUGUCCGGCAGGACUUGGUGAAAGAACGUACGUCUAGGGAUACCACAAAGCUCUUGAAAGCCCAGUUCAGCCAUGGAUCUGGAGAAGCCCACUGUCUGGGGAUCAUUCAAACUGAGAACAAAGCCUUUGUUCCACAACCUGAGCAUCAGAAGGACUAAGAAAAGCUCAACCAAAUUGGUACAGUCAAGAAAACGGUUUCCUUUAGAACGUCGCCUUAGUUCCUCGGUGCCUGACAUGUUGAAUGUGGAGGCUGUUGUUGAGGAAGAAACAAGAUACUCAUGUUCCAAAGCAUUGUCCACUUACUUUCCAAAUGACUUUGAUGCAACCGAGAUGUUUCUUCCUUGCGAUGCUUCCUUGAAACGCGAUGCGGAGGAAUGCCGAUGGAGUCAGCAGGAGACUGUGCGCUUGGAAUUUGGGGUUAGCAGAAUGGAUCUGUCUGUCCCAAGAUCAGAAGUGAGGCGGAAGUCCAGUGGAGAUUACUUUGAAUCGCUACAGAGGAACAGUUUCAGCAGUGAUCUUACAGAGGAUACACUUGAGCGUUCUUCUGGAGGACUCAAUCUGGACUCCUCAUGUGCUUCUCAGAUAUUUGACGACCCUACGCCGCCUGAAGAAGAAAGUGAUUGCUUGAGUAAAUCGCGCAGCUCAUUUGCGUAUCUGCUCACCAUACAUCUGAAAGAAGGCAGGAACCUGGUCAUCAGAGAUCGCUGUGGUACGAGUGACCCCUAUGUGAAGUUUAAGCUGUGCGGGAAAACCCUCUAUAAAAGCAGAGUGAUCUAUAAGAACCUGAACCCUGUUUGGGAUGAAACGGUGGUGCUGCCAAUACAGUCCCUGGAGCAGAAGCUCUGUGUGAAGGUGUACGAUCGAGAUUUAACCACUUCCGACUUUAUGGGUUCAGCGGGUCUAAUGCUGGAUGAACUGGAAUUGAACAGGACUUGUGAGAAGAUACUGAAACUUGAAGAUCCCAACAGCUUAGAGGACGACAUGGGUGUGAUCGUGUUGGACUUAAAGCUCACGGUGAAACAGGGAGAUGUGAAAAGAAAUAAAUGGGUGAACCGGAGAAAGCGCUCAACACCAAAGGCAAACUUCCCAAGGACCAGCCGGCUGGCAGAUUCUCUGCAGAAAAGCCAGCUGUGGAACGGAACAGUUACCAUUGCUUUACUGGGAGGGAAGAAUAUAUCUGCUGGGGGAAUGACACAGUUAUUUGUCUUGCUAAAAAUGGGAGAUCAAAAGUAUAAGAGCAAGACUCUGUGUAAGAGUGCAAAUCCACAGUGGCGGGAACAGUUUGAUUUUCACUACUUCUCUGACAGGAAGGAUGUGCUGGAGAUUGAGAUCUGGGGAAAAGAUAACAAAAAGCACGAAGAAAUUUUGGGAAUGUGUAAAGUUGACGUAGCUGCGCUCCCUAGCAAGCAAAGGAGCCAUUUGGAAGUUCCUCUGGAGAAAUCUCCUGGGUCCCUCAUGAUGGUCAUCACCGUUGCUCCCUGCUCUGGGGUUUCUAUCUCUGACUUGUGCGUUUGUCCCUUGGGAGACCCCAAUGAGAGGAAACAGAUUGCCAAGCGUUACUGUAUAGCGAACUCGUUCCAGAACCUAAGUGACAUAGGUUUCCUGCAAGUCAAAGUUUUAAAAGCUGUCAAUCUGUUAGCUGCAGAUUUUUCAGGCAAAAGUGAUCCUUUCUGUGUGCUGGAGCUUGGCAAUGCCAGACUUCAGAGUUAUACCAUUUAUAAAAACCUCAAUCCAGAGUGGAACCAGGUCUUCACUUUCCCCGUUAAAGACAUCCAUGACAUUUUAGAAGUGACGGUGUUUGACGAAGAUGGAGAUAAGCCUCCCGAUUUCCUUGGAAAAGUUGCCAUCCCUUUACUGUCUGUGAAAGCAAGUAUCAGAACUUUUUCUCCACGCCAGAGGCGGUUCCUAGAAGACAACCGCAAGUUUUCGAAGAAGAUCUUAUCGAGGAACGUAGAUCGUGUGAAAAGAAUCACCAUGACCCUAUGGAAUACAAUACAAUUUCUCCGAAGCUGCUUUCUCUGGGAGUCUCCUGUGAGAAGUGUGGUUGCAUUUGUGGUGUUUGUGGUCACAGUUUGGCAUUUUGAACUUUACAUGGUUCCCUUGGCCCUGCUGUUGCUUUUCGCUUACAACUUCUCCCGGAUCACGCCAGAGAAAGUCACCAGCCCCCAAGACCCUCAGGAUUGCUUUGUUUUCGAAGAUGACGAAGAUGACGACGACAAGGAAUGUGAGAAAAAAGGCUUGAUAGAAAGAAUCCACAUGGUUCAGGAUAUUGUGUUAACCGUCCAAACUAUUUUGGAGGAAAUUGCCUCUUUUUCCGAAAGGAUUAAAAACACGUUCAACUGGACUGUUCCUUUCCUCUCUGCCUUGGCCUGUUUAAUACUUGCCGUGGUAGUCAUUACUCUGUAUUACAUACCACUGAGAUACAUCAUUCUCAUCUGGGGCAUAAAUAAAUUUACAAAGAAGCUUAGAAACCCCUACGCCAUUGACAAUAAUGAGUUGCUGGAUUUCCUCUCCAGGGUCCCAUCGGAUGUUCAAAGGGUGCAACAUGCUGAAUUGAAACCAUACAGCGGUUCCAGUCCCAUUAGGAAGAAAUGGAGCGCUCUGUAGGAUGGAGGGUUUGGAAUGUAAUACGCCCUUCUCCUAUGUACUGUGUGUACAGGACCUCCCCAAAUUUUUCAGAUCAAAUCUUUGCUACGCGGACUGCAUCCCGGAUGUUUUGUCUGGAAGCCAUACACAGAUUUUAUUAUUGUUUUUAAUUGAACCUAUCCUUGUAUCUGGCUAUUUUUCAAAAACCAGUGAUUUUUUUUCUUCUGUUAAGAACAUACUUCAUGUCAAAAUGGUCUGAAUCCUGGAGUCAAACUCACAUAGGACUGAUUCUUUUUUUUAGCAGAGAAGAAAUCUCUGUCUCUUUCAAUCUCUCUCUCUUUUAUAUGUCAAAGCUGACCUGAAGAGUUUUGAACCUUAAAAGAAAAAAAAAGUAUCCAAGGGAUUUUCAUCAAGAUACAGAAAGGAUUCGUCCUUUGGCUGAGUUGACCAUGUGUUGAUGGUUUCUGAGCUCAGAACUAGCAAAUCUUGGAUACCCAUCAUCUGCUUUCAGUAAAGUACGGGGAAAACGGGGAGGGGAGGGGAAGAAGAAAAACAAAUGUUUCGCAAGAAUUCCAAGAAAAUGCUCAGGAUUCAUAUUUCUUUCAUCUAGCUAAUGCUGCUGAUAUGCUCACAAAGAACUGCCAAAGCUGGCUAGUUGCCAAAGCCGAAGUGCCUGAGAGGGGUCUGUUGCUGGCAAUGGACAUCCUGCAAGGUUUGUUUCAACUGGAGUACAAGAAUGGAAUCUCCCAACGACCCUACAGAUGCUGUAUUUUUUAUGUGCCUUCAACCUGUACCUUUUAUCAGACCUUUUGGGGACUCUUCCAACGCUAUCAUUUUAAUCCAAAGAUAUAUUCAUAGUUAUGUGCUGUCAAGUCAAAACCUACUUAUAGCAAUCCUAAUAGGGAUUUCAAGACAAGUGACAGGUUUAAGGAGAAUUUUUUCAAGCUCCACUCCCCCAGGCUGAGAAGGGAUUUGUAUCCUGGUCUCCAGCAUCUUCUCUGUCACUCUACCCUCUACUCACACUGGGUAUCUGCAUUUACACUGCUUAUGGUUAGGCAUCCUUCAGUCUCGAGAGACUAUGGUAACGUGCUGUGUAUGA
Molecule: messenger RNA, 4021 nt
Organism: Pogona vitticeps (central bearded dragon)
Lineage: Eukaryota; Metazoa; Chordata; Lepidosauria; Squamata; Agamidae
Source: RefSeq, a predicted model, not a curated record